AUGAUUAACAACAAAGCUUAAAAACUAUUGGGAGUUAAUAACGCUGAAGAUUUCAAAGUAUUUUCAAGAAAAUCUAUAACUUAUAACCUCAUUGAAGAUUGUGGUGAGUAUUAAGUAAAUGAACAUUAUAUUCAAUAAGUUUACCAAGUAGAAGUUUUAGUGUUAAUAAUAGUACUGCAAAUAAUUUGA
Molecule: messenger RNA, 189 nt
Organism: Tetrahymena thermophila SB210
Lineage: Eukaryota; Ciliophora; Oligohymenophorea; Hymenostomatida; Tetrahymenidae
Exons: 3
Source: RefSeq, a predicted model, not a curated record